AUGCCGACGACCUCAGAUCCGAUCGUCUUCUAUGAUAUCGCCCCGCGUCCCCCCGUGGAGAAAACCUGCUUCGCGCCAAACCCCUGGAAAGCCCGUCUGGCCCUUAACUUCAAGAGUCGCCCGUAUUCAACCACAUGGGUGCCAUUGCCCGACAUUCCCAAAGUCCGCAAUGGUCUCAAAGUACCAGCCUGUCGCCAAUUUGCCGAUGGCACCGACUUCUUCACCCUGCCGAUCCUCGAGGACCCCGCCACGGAGUCGUUGGUCGGCGACUCCUUCGAUAUCGCAGUGUACCUCCAGAAGACGUAUCCGGACUCCGGCGCCGGCGACCUCUUCCCCCCUCAGAAGCUCGAUUAUACCUUCACCCAUCCUGCGAUCCUCAUCCCGCUGUCGGACUGUCGCGACAGUGAAUUCCCUGAAUACGCCACGUUCAACAUGAACGUCGACGCGGCCUUCACGGCACAUGUACAGCUUGGACUACAGGGCUUUCCGUUCGAUCCCGCCACGGCCGAGGCCAGUAAGCAGGAAUUUGUCCGGCGCGCGGGAGUGACCUGCUGGGAGGACUUUUUGUUGGUCGGCGAGGCGCGAGAGAAGACGAAGGAUUCGUUCCGGGAUAUGCUCGGGGGGCUGGCUCCGCUCUUCUCGAGGGACUCCAGUGGGCCAUUUCUGCUCGGCACACGGGCGAGCUAUGCAGACUUGAUCGUCGGUGCCUGGCUGCGGAUGAUGCACGUAACCCUACCGGACAGUGAAUGGGAGGAGGUAGCAAGUUGGCAUGGCGGUCUAUUUGGGCGGUUGCACGAUGCGUUGGAGGUCUAUGCGGAAGUGAAAUAG
This is a messenger RNA of Aspergillus bombycis, 828 nucleotides long. RefSeq lists its product as uncharacterized. Bases 1 to 828 code for a protein of 275 amino acids. The transcript has a single exon. The record is from RefSeq and is a predicted model, not a curated record. Lineage: Eukaryota; Fungi; Ascomycota; Eurotiomycetes; Eurotiales; Aspergillaceae.